GCGCGGACCCUCGCUCCGAUCCCGGCCAGAAACUUGGACUCAGCUUUUCAGUUGCCCAGCAGAAACUUCCGGGUAGGGAGGGCGAAGGAGGGGCUGCGCGCGCAUCCUCCGCUGGUCCUGACGGCAGCGUGCAGACGCGGCCUACUUCCUCUAACCCCGCAUUAAGACGCGCUGUGCCCUGCUGGAAACUCCAUUUCCCAGAAGCCUAAGCGACACACCUGAUUAUUCCAUCCCUUAAUUGCUCACCGUUAUUUGGCCUUCUCUGGAGCGCCUUUCCUCCUACUGCACCUGUGGUGAUCUGACACCAAUCGCAAUGAAAUACGUGAUAGCCACCAAUCAAAGCAAGCUCAUAUUGGAACUUGUCCUACUUGUGAUAUUUUGGAGACAUAUUAAGCAGGAACAGAAAGUCAGCCAUAGAAGGAUGGGAGACUUUCUGCAGCUUUGCUAGCAGGGACCAUGGAGAGGAAGGAAGAGGAACUUAAAAGAGGUCACUGGAAUCAGGCAGCUAUGGCUGAGGAGCUUGUGACCCUCAAGGAUGUAGCCAUGGAUUUCACCUUGGAAGACUGGGAAGACCUAGAGUCAGAGCUGGACCAGAGAGAUGUGUUCUGGGAUGCGGAACUGAACAAUUACCAGGACCUUUUCUCAUUUAACCCUCCACAACCCAGCCUGAUUUCACAGCCAGAUGUCAGGGAAGAGCUGAAAGCCACCAGUACUGAAGUGCCUGAGACCAAGAACUGUCCUUUGCAGAAUGGUUUCUUGGAAGAAGACCUCUCCCAGAUUAUGGAGAUAUUUUCCAACGAGGAGCUCAACUUUGAAGCCUGUAUAGCCUAUAAAGCAUCAGAAAACUCCUACACAUGCUAAGUGCUUCAGGUGUAAGAAGUGUGGGAAGACAUUCAGUCGGGCCUUUCAUCUAGCUCAACACCACAAAGCCCACACUCAGAGACUCUAUGAAUGUGCUUCAUGCCCUGCAAUCUUCAACUUAAGGAAGCACUUCUUCCAACAUCGAAAAACACAUUUUCCCAGAACUGUCUUUGAGUGUCAAGAAUGCAGAAGGAUCUUUAACCGGAGGUCAGCACUCAUUAAGCACCAGGCUGUUCAUACAGGAGAGAAGCCAUACAAGUGUGACGAAUGUGGUAAAGCUUUCAACCACUCCUCCACCCUGAAGAUCCACCAGAGGAUUCACAGCGGGGAGAAGCCGCACAAAUGCAGUGAGUGCAAGAGAGCCUUCAGCCGUCGGACAGACCUUACU
Messenger RNA from Grammomys surdaster, 1249 nucleotides. RefSeq names its product zinc finger protein 473 (gene Znf473). NCBI's taxonomy places the organism in Eukaryota, Metazoa, Chordata, Mammalia, Rodentia, Muridae. The transcript is spliced from 6 exons. The coding region runs from base 457 to 861 and encodes 134 amino acids. Gene Ontology annotation, biological process: regulation of DNA-templated transcription. The record is from RefSeq and is a predicted model, not a curated record.